Messenger RNA from Colletotrichum chrysophilum, 879 nucleotides. RefSeq lists its product as uncharacterized. The transcript is spliced from 2 exons. Bases 1 to 879 code for a protein of 292 amino acids. The record is from RefSeq and is a predicted model, not a curated record. Lineage: Eukaryota; Fungi; Ascomycota; Sordariomycetes; Glomerellales; Glomerellaceae.
AUGACCGACCUCACCCGAUACGACAUCCCGUCUGCCUCGGACCCUAAGAAGACCUUCGAGACGAUCAACAAGACGUGGGAAGAACAUCUCAAGAAGAAGGCAGAAGAGCGACUGGCGGAAGAGAAUAACACUGCGCAUGGCGAACCCGUGUGGCUGUCACUCUGGGCCUUCAAGGGCGAGCUGCGGCACUGGCUGCUUCUUGCGCAUCGAUACAAGUAUGAAUUGAGGAGGAAGCGACGGCCCAAUCCGACCUCUGAAGAAGGAGUUGGUAACGGUAGACCUUCUGCCAUGGAAGAGACAACAGAGACCGAAGGCCUCGUUGAACCUAUCGAAGAUGUAACCAAUACAUCGGGCUUCGGCAAGUUCUACGAAGCCGCCACCCGCCAGUACUCAAACUACGCAUCAGAUAUGGAGCAGCGAGAUAAGUCAAUUGGGACUCGGGCAAAACCUGAAGUCCAAACCAAAGGCGGCCUCGUCAUCAUGGUGCUCAUUGGAUGGACGAACAAGACAAAAGACCAAGUUGACGAGGCAUUCCGGAAACACUUUGUGCGGAACCUAGCCGACCUCAUCGUCACUAAGCCAUCGCAGGAUUGGGAUUGGUUUCGAAAGAUGUCCUUCAAACGUUACGAGGAGUACGUCGGCCCGCAAACUUUGGGAACCCCUGGAGGGCUUUCUCGGUUGUUAUUGGAUAAGCUGGAAGCUUUGAGGGACAGCGGGACCAUGACUGACCCUGUUGCCUUGAGGGUACUGGACGGUCACAUAGAAGCACUCAAGCUGUACCUGAUGACUUUGCGGCUGGAAGUCAGUAAUGUUUGCAUUGCCAAUGCAUGGAGAGGAGGACAGAUUGUUGCUGCGGACCAAGCUUUGCUCAUGACCUAA